AUGGCUGUACUUACGAACGGCACGGCUGUCGAAACGGCGCCGCUGUCGGCGCCAAAAAACAACGACCAAACACACACUCUCAGCUUGGUGAUUCUGAUUGUGGCCAUAUUCUCUGCUCUUGGGUCUAUUUGGAUGAUUCUUGGCUUCGCAAUGAACAAGUCGUUGCGAACAUUUAGACAUCAGCUUAUCCUUGGUCUUGCGUUGAGUGACUUUUUCAUGGCCAUCAACUUCCUGUCUUCAGCUGCCGUCAACCUGUCUGGCCAGGACAUUGGCUCAAAAUCCUGCAAGUCCUUCUGCAGCUUCAACGGAUUUAUGAUUCAAACAUUUGUUGACCAGACGGACUAUUGGGUUCUUUCCAUCGCCGCCUGCAUAUUCAUCAUGGUGGACGACAGGAAGGCGGUUUCGCAGUGGAUUCAAAACAACAGGGUCGUGGUAUGGACAGUGCCAUGGGCCUUGUCGCUUCUUUGGGCGACCCUUGGAUUAUGCUUGGCUGGUUAUGGAGACAUCGGAGCGUGGUGCUGGUUCACGAGCGACAAGACCCGACUACUAGUCAACUUCCUCCCUCGCUGGGUCAUCAUCGUGCUGAUGCUUCUCCUGUAUCUUCGCCUGCACUUCAUCAUACACCGCGCGCACGAUAACUUUGUGUCGUUCAACGACGACGAGGAAUACGGCGUCGGCUCCGGAUCGCACUCGGGACCGUACUCGGUGUCGAAGAGCGGCGGGUCCUGGUCUCUGCAGCCGGUGCACAUGUCGGAGCUCUCCGAGGGCUCGAGUCAGGAGCGCAUCGUGGCGCCGCCCGCGCCGCCGGCGGAGGCGCCGAGACCAAAGACGCGAAGGAGUCGAGGUGCGGCCGAUUUGCGGAGGCUGUCUUACCAGAUGAUGCUCUACCCGCUGGUCUACAUGCUCAUCUGGGCACUGCCGACGGCAAUUCGCAUAUACCAGGCUGUCAGCGGACACUCGGCUCCAUUUUCGGUGGCGACUGUCGACAAGGUACGGCCGCUGAAGAAGUCGCAAUGUUGA
Molecule: messenger RNA, 1020 nt
Organism: Cordyceps fumosorosea ARSEF 2679
Lineage: Eukaryota; Fungi; Ascomycota; Sordariomycetes; Hypocreales; Cordycipitaceae
Product: Glucose receptor Git3
Exons: 6
Coding region: 1-1020 (339 amino acids)
Biological process (GO): adenylate cyclase-activating G protein-coupled receptor signaling pathway
Cellular component (GO): plasma membrane
Molecular function (GO): G protein-coupled receptor activity
Source: RefSeq, a predicted model, not a curated record